This is a messenger RNA of Dunckerocampus dactyliophorus (ringed pipefish), 7245 nucleotides long. It is a transcript of the gene shroom2a, whose product is annotated as shroom family member 2a. Gene Ontology annotation, molecular function: actin filament binding. Gene Ontology annotation, cellular component: apical junction complex; cortical actin cytoskeleton; apical plasma membrane. The transcript has 11 exons. The record is from RefSeq and is a predicted model, not a curated record. The coding region runs from base 2654 to 6868 and encodes 1404 amino acids. Gene Ontology annotation, biological process: actin filament organization. Lineage: Eukaryota; Metazoa; Chordata; Actinopteri; Syngnathiformes; Syngnathidae.
AUUUGUUUAUUAAUUUUGAAUAUCUUGAAUAUUUAAACUCUAAAUGUAUAUAAAUAAAUAUAUUCUAAAAAACCAUUAAAUGAAUAUUAUGUAUUAAAUAUAUUAUUAUAUAAUUGUAAUUGUAAGGGCCGCACGGUGUCUGAGUGGUUAGCACACACAAGCCACACAGUCAGGAGAUCUGGGUUCGAAUCUCCGCUGGGCAUUUCUGUGUGGAGUUUGCAUGUUCUCCCCAUGUGUGUGUGGGUUUUCUCCGGGUACUGCGGUUUCCUCCCACAUUCCAAAAACAUGCAUGUAGGUUUAAUUGGCGACUCUAAAUUGUCCAUAGGUAUGAAUGUGAGUGGUUGUUUGUCUAUAUGUGCCCUGCCAUUGGCUGGUGACUAGUCCAGGGUGUACCCCGCCUCUCGCCUGAAGUCUCAGCUGAAAUAGGCUCCAGCAUGCCCCCGCGACCCUAAUGAGGAGAAGCAGCAUAGAAAAUGUAUGGAUGGAUAAUUGUAAAUAAAUAAAUGUAUUCUUAAAAGGGCGACCGUGUACAGCAGGGGUCACCAACGUGGUGCCCGCGGGUACCAGGUAGCCCCCCACGACCACAUGAGGUGCCCGCAAGCCUGCUUUUCAUUCAGGUUUUCAGUUAAUAAUGAAAGAACAGUAGAAAGAAAUGCAUUCUGAAAUACAAAAUGUGAGUUGUGGACACCAGCAUUUUGUUAAUGUUCUGGUAAAACAAGCAUAUUCACUUUGUUUGGGUUUAAAAUAAGCUCUGAAAAUAAAUGUUACAAAAAUGAGUAGCUCUUGGUCAUUUUCAUUUUGUAAACGUAGCUCUCACAAGGAAAAACGUUGGUGACCCCUUGUGUACAGCAAUCCCUUGCCACUUUUCACUUCGAAAUUUGUGGCUUCACUCGACCACGUUUUUUCAAAAAUUAAUAAAUCAUACUGUUUCGUACUUGAAUAUGGCCUAUUAGUUAAAAAAUGCAUAUUUAAGCAAAUUUAACAUAUUGUUUUGCCUAAAUGAACCAUUUUCAACCAUAAAAAUGUCUAAAUGAAGUAAAAUACAAAUAUAAGGCAUUCAGAAGACACACUCAAAGACAUUGUGAUGAUAUGUAGUAUUUUACACUGGUCACUAGGUGUCAGUAAUCUUACUGUAAUGUUGGGUGAGACACGCAAGCACCAGACUUGAUAGACGGAACAACAGGCUUUUAAAGCUGAUUUGAAUGAUCUCACAACAGGCACAAUAAUAACAUAACAUAACAACAACAAUACGGGCUACUGUUGCAGAUGUAAACAAGCUACGGUAAAACUAAAAGCUAGAACUAAACUCUGAACCCCUGACGCCAUUCUAAUAAUGUUAAAAAGUGUAUUUAGGAGGUUGUAACAGGUUUUCUAUUUCUUAUGUGUUUCUUUUUUUAAUGUUUUACUCUAUUGGGUGGCGGUUAAAGGUGACUAUAGGGGUGUUAUUUCAUGUCUAGAGGGCUCUAAUGUUACAGCGUAUUUAGGAGGUCGUAAACAGGUUUUCUAUGUCUUAUGUCUUUUUUUCCCCUCUUUAUGUCUAAUAUAUGGGUGAAAGCAGUGUAACGGUGAUUAUAGGGUUGUUAUUUCAGGUCUACAGGGCUCUAAUGAGGUCGUAAACAGGUUUUCUAUAUCUUAUCUGGUUUCUCUUAUGUCUGCUACAUUGGGUAAUAGGCGUGUAAAGGUGACUAGGGCAGGGCUGUGACCCCUAUACUGCGAUUAAAGUAUGAGACAUUGCGAGUGAAUUUUUCAACUACUACUACUACGUGUUCCGUAUUGAGCUGACCGUGGACGUCCCUUAUUAUGGCAAGAGUUAAAAAUAGUCUGUGUAAUGUGUAGUCAAUUGACGACAGCUUGUCACAGUCUUAAGCCUAUCAAUGGCAGCUUGUGUGAUCGCUCAUGCUUGGCUCGCAUUGAAGUCUGACUAUUCUACAAUUUUUGUUUACAAAUUUUACGUGGCUCCUCUGUUUCUCUGGUGGCAGCUCGCUAGCUAGCUAUUGUUAUCUGCCUAGUCUCUGGUCCACGGACUCCAAAUGUGACUUUCUUUUGUUUAGUUUUUUUAACCACAGUGACAUUUUGUGUUUAAAACAAUCAAUUGGGUUUGUUCGGAGCUCAUUUUUUUGUGUGUACCCUCCGUGUUUCAAAGCUCAUUACCCUCAAUCAACCUGUUGCCAUAGCGAUGGGAGAAAUGCACAUCCGCCUCACAACAGGGGAGACGCUAAAAGAGGAGUCUGGCAUUUCUUCCCCUUCAUUAGCAUAUUAGCUGCUUUGGACCAAUGAGAAGAGCCACGUUGGGGGUCUGGCCCUGACAAUAACCCCCCUUUUCCUUCUCUGUGCACUCUUCCACCUCCUUAAAAAAAAAAAAAACCUCUCCUUAAUCCCAAAGGAAGUCUCCCCUUCUCUUGCGAAGUCAUUUGGCCAGCGCAACUUGGCUCCAGCAGUCCCACGUUGAGGAUUUUGGGUUCCGGGUGUGUUUGUUGGCGGUGGACUUGAUCCACGAUGCUCAGUGGUCCUUGUGGAUGCGUCGUCUCCCCGGAACAUUGUGGCGGCCACGCCACUUUGUGAGCUAAGGUGCUGCAGUCUUCACAUAUGUGUCUUUUGGGGAUAACUUUGGGUGUCCGUUUGUGUCGUCCUGCCAGAUGGUUGGAAUGUGAAAAUGGUGGAUAUUGUAGCUCACAAAAUGCCCUCAGAGAAUGACGUGCAUGUGGCCAGAAGCUUCCUUACCAAGAUUUUGCGAAGUUCCAUGAGAAAGAACCAGGUUAAAGGGCGUAAUGAACCCAUAAGCAGGCCUCACUCCUGGCAUUCCACCAAGUUCAACGAGAGCCAGUCGGAGUCGGCCAAGACGCAGUCGUCCUCACCCGCGGCGGUAUGGCACGCCACGUAUGAUGCAAGCUCAUCGUCGACCGAUCUCUCCUCGGGUUGGGAGCAAACAAACCUCUGCAGGGUUUCGGACCAGUUCAGCUCCCUUGGCAGCAUGGACAGCCUAGAACACGUCCCCCAUCCGUACCCAGCCGGUCAGCUGUCCGCCAAGUCCAACAAUAGCAUGGAGCACCUUGGAGGAGGCAAGCGAGACUCGGCCUACAGCUCCUUCUCCACCAGCUCCGGCACGCCGGACUUUACGCUUUCAAAGAGCAACGCCGCCUCCACAGAGAACGUGCUGUAUAAGGUCAGCCAGUGGGAUGCAGGGGGGAGGCACAGCAAUGGCAGGAACAGCCAAAGUGUGAUGGAGGGAGUCAAACAGGAGGACAGGCUCGUGUACUUGGCAGGCUGUGACGGACCCCAAACCGACGACCAGGCCGGCUCCCGCCAUUCCACAUCUGGCAGAACGAGUUACGGACCAGUCUGGCACGUUCCGGAGAAAAAAAAGUCCUCCUCCUCUUCACCUCCCCCACCGGCGCCCCCGGCCCGCAGUGACAGCUUUGCUGCCACCAAGGAGCGAGGGCUCGGUGCUGCUCAUCUAGAAGUGCCCAGUUCUCGUGUCCACGGUAAAUCCUGCGUUGAAGAUCGUGGUGGUCAGUGCCUUUCCAUGAAAAAUGACAAAGGUGGUUUUUACUCUCCCAGCCAGUUCAGCUCAAACAAGCAGCACUCUCUCUCCAGCAGUGAUGUCAGGCAAGGUCAACCCACCCAUCACAGACACCACAGCGACAAAAGCACUUUUCCUUCACAACCGUGGGCUACCACCACUCCAAAGAACACCAGUGGCUACUUCUCUAGCAUGCAGGAGCUGCCCACAAACAGUUCUUUACAAACUACAAGCCAGAACCCAGUGAGAAAUGGAAGCACAUCUCAAGCAGUUGACCCCAACUUUGACGCCGGUGGACACAGCCACUACUACUGUGUCUCUGCAUCGGGGAAACCAGAGGACAGGAAAGGUUCUGCCGGCCUAGACUCAACCCAGACAGGAAAUGAGCAGGACCCACAAACACUCACCAAACCCAAGUAUCAACUUUCUCCACAGCAGCAGUACUCCUCAAACGGUAGAGAGAGUAACGGCUACAGCAAGCACCAUGUUACCUCUGUUGUAGAGACCUCGCCCACAAAAGUCACUGCUGAUGACAACAGGAACCACAGAGGACCAAAUGUACAAAGCGAGGCCGCCCCAUACCCAAGCAGACAUUCCGAACAACGGCGGUCACUUCCUCUGCAGCACAGAGAAUUUCCCCAAGAUACGAGACACCACAGCCAGGCCGGCAGCAAGAUUAGCCCUCAGACCACCCCCAUGCUCCACUCCUUGUCUAUGGACACCAAAGGAGAGUCAGACGGGGCGCUGGAGUCCAAGCAGAUGAUGCGCAGCGACCGAUUUGCCACGACCUUAAAGAGUGAGAUCCAGAUGAGAAGAGCCAAUCUGCAGAAAAGUAAGAGUGCGGCGACUCUUCCCGGUGAUACUGAAGAUGAUCAGGAUGUGUGGAAGUCCAACAAGAGCUUAGGCCCUGGUCUGGCUGAUAGCCCCUUCACAAACACCUACAAGGAUAAUCUGAAGGAAGCACAGGCUCGGGUGCUUAAGGCUACUUCCUUCAGAAGGAAAGAUCUGGAACCCGUGUUGGUGGAGCACCCCUCAGCUGAAGCCAUACCCAAUUAUCAAUCCUCAGCCAUGGCCAGAAAAGAUCUCACUCCUCUUCCGACAGUUUCAGAGACCACAGCGAGCAAAUCCGGCACUCCGGGUGGUCCGGUCAUGCGCAUUGGUGGCCGAAAGCGCUUUCAAGCAGAAAAGAAGGUAAGGUCCUUCUCGGAACCCGACAAAAUCCAUGAGGUUGGGGUAAAAGAAGAAGAAAGCGCAAGCUUUUCACUGGACCAACAGAAACUCUUCAAAGAGAACGGGAAAUCCCUGGUGCCCAAUCACCAAUCUUCUCACAGCGAGAAGCCCAGAGAUUCUGUCGGCCCAGGUUUUGCCAGUGAAAUGGUGCACAUGCCGAAAGGGAUUGGAGGCAGAGAUGACCCUCAGGGAGGUCCGUACUCCACCACCUUUGCCGAGUACGAGGCCAGAUGGAACGUCCAGAAGAAACCUCCGGAGACCAGAGCCUCUGGACGAUUCCGGUCAGCCGACAACAUCCUGGAUCCCGGGUCGGAGGAGAGAGCGAAGUCAGCCUGUUUUCACGAGAGGUCCAGGUCUUCGCCCUCGGCUGACAUCUAUGGACAGAUGACUUGUGUUGCUGCAAUAACAACGCCGGUGAAGGAACAAUCCCCGGUGGGGAACAAACCUACCGGGUCACCCAACUCUGCCUCAAGCUUCCCGGAGGGACGCUCAUCUGACUGCAAAGAGACGUCAGCCGAGUGUGAGCGUCGUCCUCCUCCACCCAAGACGGGACACAGAGCUGCUGCUUCCUCAUCUCCUGCCGUUGCCGUCGACCACAGGCCCGCAGAGUUCAGCCUCUCUCCGGCCGCUGACCCCGCCAAGUUGGCGUGUGGAGCCAGGAGGAAGCCGCCCCCGCCCAGAUGCCCCGAGAUCAACCCCCACGACUGCACCCCGAGCAGCGACGGCAGUAAGGCAGAGGGCAAAGAGCCGGUGGACCAUCAGCCUCCAGCGUCCUCUUCCAACAGGACGCCGGCCACCAUGGAGGUGCGGCGCUCGCCUUCGCCGCACUUUUCCCCGCAAAGACUCAGCGACAAGCCUCCCAUCUAUCUGCAGGACCAAGACUCAAACGGGGUGGAAAAUGUGAGGGCCAAGCCAAGCAGCGCAGUGAAGAAGGUGCCCGUCAGGAUGGUGCGCUCGGAGGGAAUGUCGGACAAAGAGUGCGGCGGUCCUGACAUGAGCAAGCUGGCCAGCCUGGGAGGCGGCGGGCAGGACUCUGUCUUCCUGGCUUUCAGCCGACAAAGACGAGCUGACAGCAUGUCUUCACCUCAGAAGAACCCGAAGCCCCCAAGAGACCCCGACGUGAUCCCUGUGGGCGAGCAGAGCGCAUCCAAGCAACCGCAGCCCACAGCCCAGUCGGGUGUCGACGAUGACGUGGCCGCACCGAGAAUAUCCGAGGAGCGGAAGCGGGAAGAGCUCGCGCGGGACAUCAUGGACAAGGACAAGUCGCUGGCUGACAUUCUGGACCAGAGCAAGAUGAAGACCACCAUGGACCUGAUGGAGGGUAUCUUCCCUCAGGGGGAGCUGGAGGGAACUCACCAGCGCAGGAAAGCGUCUUCCAAAGCCACGACCACACGGCCUGUUGAGGAAAGAGAAAAGGAGGACAGUAUGGCGGCUGCGGUCGCCAUGGUGACCAGCUCGGCGUACUAUAGUACGUCAGCCCCCAAAGCCGAGCUCCUCAUCAAGAUGAAAGACAUGCAGGAGCAGGAUGAGGACGAGGAGGACGAGCUGGACAUGGACUUGGCCAGCAAGAAGCAAGAGCUGAUCGACAGCCUGAGCAAGAAGCUGCAGGUGCUGCGUGAGGCCCGCGAGAGUCUCCAGGAGGACGUGCUGGACAACAAUGCUCUGGGGGACGAGGUGGAGGCCCGAGUCCAGCAGGUGUGCAAACCCAACGAGCUGGACAAGUUCCGCAUGUUCGUGGGGGACCUGGACAAGGUGGUGAGCCUGCUGCUGUCUCUGUCAGGCCGCCUGGCCAGAGUGGAGAACGCCCUUAACAGUCUGGAUGAGGACGCCACGCCUGAGGAGCGACGCACGUUGACGGAGAAGAGGAAGCUGUUGAUCCGGCAGCACGAGGAUGCCAAGGAGCUGAAGGAGAACCUGGACCGGCGGGAGCGCGUGGUCUACGACAUCCUGGCCAGCUACCUGCCGGAGGAAGGAAUGGCGGACUAUGAGCACUUUGUCAAGAUGAAGUCGGCGCUCAUCAUCGAGCAGCGCAAGCUGGAGGACAAGAUCAAGCUGGGCGAGGAGCAGCUCAAGUGUCUGCUGGACAGUCUGCCCAUUGAGCAGAGGUUGUCCUUCUGAGGGAGGAGCUGCACUUGCACCCUGUCUCCAGCAGAGGGGGCCAGAGGCCACACACACACACGCUACAUUGUGAACCAGAGACUGAGCAGAACUCCUUUGGUAAAGAUGCUGCUUUUCUUGGCAUCUGUGUGGAAUGUCCUGAAAGCCUUUUUUUGUUUUCCUGUCAAGUUUUUUUUAGUAAUUUAUUGUAGCCUUUUGGAUCGGCACAGGAGGGUGACAGUAUUUUUUUAACUUGAAGCGCUUGGAGUGUCACUUCCUGGUGUGGUCACGUUUUAGGAGUUUCACCUCACACCCUUGAAAGAGCUCGCCCAAUAUUUCAAUUAUUUUUUUUUUAAAGGAACCCCUCAGACGUGGCUUUAUUUGAUUUAUUAUUAAAA